AGCAGCCAUGGCGCAUAUUUCCUCGUGACAUAAUCUCCAGCUUCAUUGGAUUUAAUGCACUUCUGCGAUCUCUGAUUUUUAUGUUUCUGUCAAAAAUCUGUCGAGAAACCCUUGACAGAUAUGCUGCCUGUAGUGGUGGUGCAUGGAGGUGCUGGUCAUAUUCCUAAAGAAAGAGCUGAACUCUCUACUAUCGGUGUGAAAGAGGCAGCCAGGAUUGGGUAUGCCAUCCUCCAGAAGGGUGGAAGUGCCAUUGAUGCUGUGGUUGAAGCAGUGACCUCCAUGGAGAACAACCCAAGAUUCAAUGCAGGUCGGGGGUCAGUGUUAAAUGUAAAGGGGGAAGUAGAGAUGGAUGCAAUUGUGAUGGAUGGAAAGUCACUAGCUAGCGGGGCUGUGUCAGCAGUCCGAAGAGUGGCUAACCCUGUGCAACUGGCCAGGCUUGUCAUGGAGAAGACCAACCACUUGUGUCUGACAGCUGAAGGGGCCUCUAAGUUUGCCAGAAGCAUGGGUGUACCGGAAGUGCCCGAGGAGUCAUUGAUCACAGACUAUGCCAAGAUGCGCUGGAAGAAGAACCUGGAGCAAGAUGCCAACCCUGUGGAAUGCCAAAUGGGCAAGAUGGGAACAGUAGGUGCAGUAGCUGUGGACAUAGACGGAAACAUUGCUUGUGCUACAUCCACUGGUGGAAUGAUUAAUAAAAUGGAGGGCCGUGUGGGAGACACGCCGUGUGUUGGAUGUGGUGGCUAUGCAGAUAACAAGAUUGGGGCUGUCUCACCGACAGGACAUGGGGAAGCCAUUAUGAAGGUCACUCUGUCCAGACUGGUUCUCUUUCACAUGGAGCAAGGGAAAACACCUGAGGAAGCGAGUGACCUGGCUCUUGCGUAUAUGAAGGAGCGGGUGGAGGGUCUCGGAGGGGUGGUGGUGGUAGAUCCCAAAGGGACCUGGGCAGCUCGCUUCAGCAGUUUACAGAUGUCAUGGGCCGCUGCCCAGCAGGGUGAACUCCACUUUGGGCUGUACCAUGGAGAAGACUUUGUAGAGCCUGUACAAGAGAACACAUAAUGAACACAUGCGCACACACACAUAUUAUAUAUAUAAUGUAUGUAUAUAUGUUGAUUAAAUUAUUGAAUUGAAAGGGAAAUAUGUAAAUCAUUCUUCGUAGCAGUGAUAUUGUGCAUCUAUUAAGUGUUUUGAAGUUGAUCAAUAAAGCAAUGUAAGUCUUACACAGAUUGUUUGUUUAAAAAUUAAAACAAAUCAGUAAAUAUAACACUCCUUAGUCUUAGUGUAACUGUCCCAAGUGGUAGUACUGCAUGUUCUCCACUUGAUGGAGAUAGAUUAUGUUCUUUGGAGUUGAGUGACUGAAAUUUAAGGUGCAGUUCACAUUUAAUAAUAAUUUACAAAAUGGUUGAGAUAAAAAGUGUUUUACAUGUACUGUAAAUGGCACUUAAGAAUGUCAGAAUAUCUUAAAAAAAAAAUUAUGAAUAUAAAUCAUGAUUCAUUCCCGGAGUAGUUCAGUGUGUCUUUUUCUUCAAAAGACUAAAAGAGAAAGCAACUUAUUAAAUCAGCACAAUUUUUUUUACCUAUAAAUAAUUUUGACAUGUAAAUAAACAAUGCAGCAGUUCAUACUGUAAUCUUUUGUGAGAAAGUGUGUGCCUGAAUAAACUAACAUGUUUUAAAUGGUGUGUUGGAGUCAUCAUCACACCAUUUAUACUGAUUCUUUUGGAAGGUGAAAACAUGCAGAAAAUAAACUUGUUGGUGUGGGUCA
Messenger RNA from Pimephales promelas (fathead minnow), 1756 nucleotides. It is a transcript of the gene asrgl1, whose product is annotated as asparaginase and isoaspartyl peptidase 1. Lineage: Eukaryota; Metazoa; Chordata; Actinopteri; Cypriniformes; Leuciscidae. The record is from RefSeq and is a predicted model, not a curated record. Gene Ontology annotation, cellular component: cytoplasm. Gene Ontology annotation, molecular function: asparaginase activity.